Messenger RNA from Ixodes scapularis (black-legged tick), 999 nucleotides. RefSeq names its product cytosolic Fe-S cluster assembly factor NUBP2 (gene Nubp2). Gene Ontology annotation, cellular component: cytosol. Gene Ontology annotation, biological process: iron-sulfur cluster assembly. The transcript has 8 exons. The record is from RefSeq and is a predicted model, not a curated record. Gene Ontology annotation, molecular function: ATP binding; ATP-dependent FeS chaperone activity; 4 iron, 4 sulfur cluster binding. Lineage: Eukaryota; Metazoa; Arthropoda; Arachnida; Ixodida; Ixodidae. Bases 44 to 853 code for a protein of 269 amino acids.
AUUUUUACGCUCUCUACUUGUUCAUACGAACUUACAAACAUAAAUGGCGGCCCCCAUGGGAGGUGGCGGUGAUGGUAGGAUCUUGCCCGGAGUCCGGCACAUCUUCCUGGUCUUAUCUGGCAAGGGUGGUGUCGGUAAAAGCACCGUAGCGGUUGAAUUAGCCCUGACCCUCGUGUCAUUAGGCAACAAGGUGGGCCUGCUAGAUGUGGACCUGUGCGGACCCAGCGUGCCGCGGAUGCUGAAUCUGGAUGGUCACAGUAUACAUCAGUGCCCCGAAGGAUGGGUUCCAGUAUUCACGGACCAAAGUCAGAGGCUGGCCGUCAUGUCGAUCGGUUUCCUACUUAAGAACAAGAAUGACCCCGUCAUCUGGAGAGGUCCGAAGAAACAUGCCAUGAUUCGGCAGUUUUUGGGGGAUGUCCACUGGGGUGAGCUGGACUACCUGGUCGUGGACACGCCGCCCGGAACAUCUGACGAGCACAUGUCCACGGUCGAGAUGCUGAGAGGCCUCCAUCCAGAUGGUGCUAUUCUGGUAACAACACCUCAAGCAUUGUCUGUAAGUGAUGUUCGUCGAGAAAUCACCUUCUGUAAGAAAACAGGUCUUCCAAUUCUGGGCAUCAUUGAAAACAUGAGUGGCUUCGUCUGCCCAAACUGUUCUGAAUGCAGCAAUGUGUUUUCUAGUGGAGGUGGUGAGGAACUUGCCAAAAUGGCAACUGUACCUUUUCUUGGUCGGAUUCCAAUUGAGCCUCGUUUGGCAGAGUCCAUGGAGAAUGGAGAUAAUUUCAUUGAGAAAUAUGCUCAGUCAGAGGCUGCUGUGGCUUUUAAGGCAAUUGUUGCAAAGAUAGUUGCAUCCUGAAAGUACAUUUCAUCUUAUCUUCCAGUCCAGUACAUUGUGUAUAAUAUACUGUGGGUGACCCUUACGUUCGCAAGUUAAAUUUUUUCACAGUAAUACAAUAAUAAAAUGAAGUGGCUUUUAUAUUAAAGGGGUUGUACUGAACUGAA